AUGUCCACCACCAUCACUGCCGAUUUACCGUCUGCAGCUCCGGAAACUACUGCCAUCGAGGUCGUUGAGAAGCCUGUUCGAAAAUUUCCACCUCCGUGUUGGACCCAAGAGGAGACUUUGGCGUUGAUUGACGCCUACAAUGAGAGGUGGUAUGCCUUUCACCGGGGAUGCCUUUUGACGGCGGACUGGGAUGCUGCGGCUGUAGUCGUUACCAGCCGUUGCCCAGAUGCUUCUUCGGCUACAUCUGCUCAGUGCCGACAUAAGAUGGAGAAGCUACGUCAGUGCUAUCGUGCCAAGAAGCAGCUGUUGUUAACUUACCAUGUCGGCCGUUUUUUCUCAUCUUGGUUUUUCUUUGAGAACAUGAAUGCUAUGGAGAAUGGAACCACUGUUUCUGCUACUGGAUCAAAUCAGGAGUCCAAAAAUCUCGAUGUUUCUGGUAAUGAAUCUGGGCUGAAAACAUUUAUUGAUCAGAAUAUAGUGAAAUUGAAGCUUAGUUCUAAAAGAGGGUCAAAACUUCCAAAUGGUAUAAGUCCUAAUUUCGGUUUAGGCCAUGGGUUUAGAGCUAAUUAA
This is a messenger RNA of Oldenlandia corymbosa var. corymbosa, 570 nucleotides long. The record is from the annotation of a GenBank genome assembly. NCBI's taxonomy places the organism in Eukaryota, Viridiplantae, Streptophyta, Magnoliopsida, Gentianales, Rubiaceae.